GCAAAUGAAUUUCUAUAUUUUGUUCUUAAUUUCCUUAUCCUAUUUAUAUAGGUUCAAGCACAUUACAUAUGCACUUCUGAAGAUAAUCACAUACCACAUUGCUUUGGAAUUACUCAAAAUCCAAAAUCUAAAGAUUAUAUUAUGGUCUUGGAAUAUGCACAUUAUGGCAGUUUGCGUUAUUAGUUGGGAUGAUCGGCUUGUUCUACUCGAAGGACAAUUGCUAAAGGUCUUUAUUAUAUUCAUGAAGAAAACCAUGUUCAUCAAGAUUUUCAUAGCGGAAACAUUCUAAUUUAUCAGAAGGAUGGAAAAUUAUACCCUGCGAUUGGAGAUUUAGGAUUAUGUAAACCUUUGAAUGAAACCAAUGAUGAAAGUAAAGUCUUUGGAAUAAUGCCAUACAUUGCACCCGAAGUGAUCCGAGGUUUAGGAAAUACUAAAGCAGCGGAUAUAUACAGUUUUGGAAUUAUUAUGUGGGAAAUCCUUACGGGGGAAAGACCAUAUAAAGAUCAACCUCAUGAUAUUCACCUUGCAUUUAAAAUUCUUGAUGGACUUCGACCAACUAUUCCUGAAGGCACACCUGAUAAUUAUAGAAAUUUAAUGCAAAAAUGUUGGCAUAAGAAUCUAACAGAGCGUGCUAAAAAUAUUAAAAAUGAAGUAAUGAGUUUGAGAAAUUCAUUAGAUCUCGAUCUUAAACAUUUGAGGGGACCUGUUGGUAAUAACGGUAAGGAUUUAAGUUUUAGUACUUUAUCAAUUCAUCCUGAAGCAUGCUACGUCAGUAAACAUUUACCACUUGACGAAUUGCGUGGAGAGUUUUGUCAGCAUCCAGAAUGGCCUGGAAAAGGAUGGGACCUUCUUAAAAAAGAGCCUACAGUAAAAAAUGGUAUGUUAUUAUUAUAAUUUGACGAAAUGUUUUAAGUAAUGUUAUUCAUAAUAUAUAUA
Molecule: messenger RNA, 936 nt
Organism: Rhizophagus irregularis DAOM 181602=DAOM 197198
Lineage: Eukaryota; Fungi; Glomeromycota; Glomeromycetes; Glomerales; Glomeraceae
Source: RefSeq, a predicted model, not a curated record